AUGUCCCUGUUCAAGAAAUUCUUCAAAAAUGUCAUCCGUAAAACAGACCCUGUUGAUGACACCAUUAAAGUGAAGGGUAAAACAAAACCCAAGUAUUAUGGGACAGUCGCCCCGUAUCCAAACUUCAAUGCCAGCAGUGAUGCCGCCACUCUUCAGAGCGCCAUUGAAAGUAAAAAUGUGGACGAGGAUGUGAUCAUAGCGAUCCUGGUGAAUAGAAGCAACGAGCAGAGACAGAAGAUUAAAGUCGUUUAUGAAGCCUCCGCUGGGAAGAGGCUGGAUAAAGCUCUGAAGUCUGUUCUCAGGUCAGAUUUAGAGGACGUAUCUCUGGCCCUGCUCAUGGACAAGGCUCACUAUGAUGCCCACCUGCUCAGGAAGGCCACAAAGGGUUUCGGCACACAUGAAGACAUCCUGGUGGAGAUUCUGGCUACAAGAUCAAACCAAGAGAUACGAGAGAUCAAGAGGGUCUUCAAAGAAGAGUACGAAACAGAGCUGGAGGAAGUUAUUCGGGAUGAAACCAGCAGUGACUUCACCACGGCCCUUCUGGCCAUGUUGAAAGCAAACAAAGAUGAGAGCGGGGAAAUCGACACAAAUCUAGCCCAAAAGGACGCAAAGAUUCUGUUUGAGGCAGGUGAGAAUACCGAAGGAGCCAAUGUUGCUGCUUUCAUCGACAUCCUGACCAUGCGGAGCGGGCCGCAGCUCUCAAAGACAUUCCAGCACUACGCCACCGUCAGUGACACCACAUUGCCUAAAGCCCUGAAAAUGGAGCUGAAGGGAGACAUUGAGGACUGUCUCAUUGACAUUGUGAAAUGUUCCUGGAACACAGCCGCUUUCUUCGCAGAGAAGCUCAAUCAGGCUAUGAAGGGCCACGGGACACGUGAUGAGACACUGAUCAGGGUGCUGGUGAGCCGCUCAGAGGUUGACCUGAAGAAGAUUGUGGCGGAAUACAGGGCCAUGUAUGAUAGUAGCGUACAGGAGGACAUACUGAAGGACACCAGCGGUCAUUAUGAGGCCAUCCUGCUUGGACUGUGUGGACCUCACUGA
Molecule: messenger RNA, 1041 nt
Organism: Anoplopoma fimbria (sablefish)
Lineage: Eukaryota; Metazoa; Chordata; Actinopteri; Perciformes; Anoplopomatidae
Product: annexin A1-like
Exons: 11
Coding region: 1-1041 (346 amino acids)
Biological process (GO): regulation of inflammatory response; response to X-ray; keratinocyte differentiation
Cellular component (GO): cytoplasm; plasma membrane
Molecular function (GO): calcium-dependent phospholipid binding; calcium ion binding; phospholipase A2 inhibitor activity
Source: RefSeq, a predicted model, not a curated record